AUGUACACCUCUAAUCUAUAUUCUAGAAGUCUUCACGGACUAUGGAACUCGGAAAAAUCUUUAUGUGACCAAUCUGCCGAAAAUGCAAGUAUUCUGGCAAAUCAAUUAUUUGCUCCGCCUUUAUCAACAUACACUACAAAUUCACCUGGUCCUGAUCCAUUUUUAUUAGACUCAAAUGUGAGCACGCGCUCAAUCCUACGAGAUUCCGAGGAAGUAUUGUCCUUGCAAAGAAAAAGAGCUCAUCAAUUGGAGAAAAUUCGCAAGUUGGGAUAUUCGAAUAUUCGACCAAUUGGUGUAGGAAACACCAUGGAAGAAUUGGACUAUGCACAUUCACAACUUAGUCUAGCGGACGACACGGCCAAUCACAUUACAGCUGAGAAUACAGAGGAAGGAGAAAUGAGCACAUUACCUCUUGCUGGAUCAAGAGGUGGUAUUCGUGAUGGUACUGGUACCAAUACAUCGGCACUAUUGCAAGCAUCAGAGGAAAAUGAGAUUGAUCUCGAUGCACAAAUUCUCGAUGCUGAUGCUUUACAGAAUUCUGAAGAUGAUGAUGAUGAUGAUGACAACUUUGGUGAUCUGUUUGAUCGCGUAUCCGAGCCAGAAGAGAGGGAUCUCCGUAUAAGGAGUCAAAUACAUGCAGAUGAUGGGUUUAUGGCAGCUGAUGUGGAAUAUCAGGACGAUUAUAGUCUACCAAGAUCUGCAACUAAUACAAAUGUGUUGAUGAGCAGUGGAGUUACCGGAAUCUUCUCUGCUAGAACCAGUGGAACACAUGCGUCAAUAACAAGUCCAACUACAGCUACUUCGCUACGAACCGUGGGUGACCAUCAAUUUGACAAUGAGAACGAAUACUCAGAGCAUGAUAUGUUGGUGGAUUAA
This is a messenger RNA of Lodderomyces elongisporus, 876 nucleotides long. RefSeq lists its product as uncharacterized. The record is from RefSeq and is a predicted model, not a curated record. Gene Ontology annotation, biological process: anaphase-promoting complex-dependent catabolic process. NCBI's taxonomy places the organism in Eukaryota, Fungi, Ascomycota, Pichiomycetes, Serinales, Debaryomycetaceae. Gene Ontology annotation, cellular component: anaphase-promoting complex. The coding region runs from base 1 to 876 and encodes 291 amino acids. The transcript has a single exon.